Trichoderma gamsii is the source of this 1437-nucleotide messenger RNA. Its product is annotated as endo-beta-1,6-galactanase. The coding region runs from base 1 to 1437 and encodes 478 amino acids. The transcript has a single exon. Gene Ontology annotation, molecular function: hydrolase activity, hydrolyzing O-glycosyl compounds. Lineage: Eukaryota; Fungi; Ascomycota; Sordariomycetes; Hypocreales; Hypocreaceae. The record is from RefSeq and is a predicted model, not a curated record.
AUGCGAACGGUUGUCUUCUCUUCUCUGACCCUGGCUUUGCUGUCCCAGAGAGCCGGGGCCGAUACAACGCUCUCACUCGACCCGUCAACAACCUGGGGAACCUGGGAAGGCUGGGGCGUGUCUCUUGCUUGGUGGGCGAAAGCUUUUGGUAAUCGAGAUGACUUGGCUACCGUGUUCUUCAGUCUGAACAGCCAAACCAUUGAUGGUCAGACCCUGCCCGGCUUGGGCUUCAACAUCGCUCGAUACAACGCAGGAGCAUGCAGCAACAAUACCUAUGAUGGCGACAGCAUGGUUGUUUCAUCGAAUAUUAAGCCUUCUCGUCAGAUGGAUAGCUUUUGGCUUGAUUGGGGCAGUUCCGACCCCACAUCGUCAAGCUGGAACUGGGACGCCGACGCCAACCAAAACGCGAUGCUUCAGAAAGCCAAAGCAAACGGCGCAAACAUAUUUGAGCUGUUUUCUAAUUCUUCACCUUGGUUUUUUUGUCUAAAUCAUGAUCCAACAGGAAACAGUAUUCUUAAUAAUUUACAAUCAUGGAAUUAUGUUAAUCAUACCGUGUAUCUUGCCAACGUUGCUCAGCAUGCCAGCCAGAAUUGGGGGAUCACGUUUCAGUCAGUCGAGGCCUUCAAUGAGCCUACUUCGCCAUGGGGACCUUCCGGGACUCAAGAGGGUUGUCAUUUCGAUAUAUCAACUAUGGCUACAAUCAUUCCAUACCUCAAAACUUCACUUUCUCAAAGAGGUUUAUCAUCUUUCAUUGCUGCCUCAGAUGAGUCGUGGUAUGACUUGGCUAUCACCACUUGGGUUGGCCUGGGCAGCUCUGUGCAAAGUCAAGUGACGCGGAUCAAUGUGCAUGGUUACCAGUACGGCGGCGGACGACGUGAUGUUCUCUGGACCCUUGCGAACGCAGCUAAGAAGAGGCUAUGGCUAUCGGAAUAUGGGGAAGGGGACGGGUCAGGAGCUCAGCUGUUUUCAAACCUGCUCCUCGAUCUUGUCUGGCUCCAUCCUACUGCCUGGGUAUACUGGCAAGCCAUUGACAUCCCAGGCUGGGGACUCAUCGGAGGCGACAAUGACCAGUUGACACUUUCAGGAGCAAGCAUUAAAUACUUUGUACUUGCACAAUUCACUCGUCAUAUCAGGCCUGGCAUGCAGAUUCUGACAACGUUGGAUGGCAACACGGCCGCGGCGUACGAUGCUAGUUCUCAGAAGCUCGUCAUUGUUGCUGGAAACUGGAACACUUCUCAAACCAUCACCUUCAACCUCAACUCAGCCAAGACUGCUGGCAGCAAUGGAUCAACAGUUCCUCGAUGGAGUACUCAAACAGGAGGCGGAGAUCAGUAUAAGAGCUAUACGGAUAUAAAGAUCAAUAACGGACAAUUUUCUGUACCUUUCUCCGUUGGACAGGUGCAGACGUUUGAGAUUAGCGGCGUUGUAUUGAACUAG